AUGUCUACAGAUAUCACCCAAGAUGGCGGGCGGUCUAUAUUAACCUGGAGGGCCAGUAAAUACACAAAGAAGAUAUCGCCAUUAGGUCUAUGGAAGACGUUGAAGAAGGCUUUCAACACCUGGUCCUCGGUCACAGGGUUGCGCUUCCUGUACACGAGACAGACGCCCGAUAUCCAGAUCGACUUCGAGCACGGAAACCACGGUGACGGAGCGGGCCUGGCUUUUGACGGAAAACGUUUUCUAAAACUUUCAGGAGGGGUCGUCGGUCACGCGUUCGGGCCCGGGACGUACACGAUAUCCGGUGACAUUCACCUGGACACGGACGAAGACUGGACCCUAGACGUAGACCCUAAAUCUGGAGUCAACCUUCUUGGGGUGGCCAUUCAUGAAAUAGGACACGCCCUAGGGUUGGUGCAUUCCCGGGACCCUCGCUCUGUCAUGUAUCCGGCAUUUGUGAGGACUAACCUCGAUCUUAGUCAGGAAGACAUCGAAAACGCGCAGAUCUUGUACGGGCCCAACCCCGAGGUAAAGGACCCUCCCUUACCCGCCAAGGAGCUCAAAACGGACGCCCCCAAGGCGUGUGAACUCAACAUGGAUGAUAUCGAGCUGGGUCCGGACGGUUACACGUAUAUCUUCCGCAAGUCGCACUUGACACAGAUAGACCAACGCGGCAAACUGGUGCUGACGCCAAAGAAAGUAAAAAUUACGGACGUCUACAAGAACGGCCCGCCGGAAGUAGAUGCAGUGGCGUUCCUGGAGGAACGCAAGCAGACGUACAUGUUUUAUAACAACACAAUAUGGCGGUAUACAAACUUUGACCUGGACUUCGGUUACCCUAAAGCAAUCAAAGGCUUACCAGAAGUUCCGAAAUGCGCCACCUUCAUCCGGGACCAGUAUGGAAUCACACGACUAUUUCUGUUUGGGGUUGACCUUUUCUGGGAGUGGAGCACGGUAACGGAUGUCUUACGCGCAGGGUAUCCCCUCCAAACUGCGGAGUAUUUCCAUGGACUACAUAAGUCACCAGAGGGCGCUUUACGGUGGAAAGAUGGCUACAUUUAUUUUUUCAAGAAAGACAAGGUGUUUAAGGUACAUCCGGGCUCUUACAGUGUCCUCAACACAUAUCCGAAACCGAUGCCACCCGAAUGGAUGUUGGAUAUAUGUUAAAGUGAAUGUAGCGCUCAAUUUCUCUUCGAAAUUGAACAAUGGCAUUCUCCGUUUAAUGAAAAUGUGCCCCUUAUGCAUCAAUUCUUGAGGUUCGACAAUCGAAAAACAAUUUUACACAAUCUUAGAUAUAAUGACAGUGGACUAUUGUGUUGUGGAGAUCUCGGGAAUAUUGUAAAAAUAUAUUUUAAAUUGCGUGCAUAUAUAUGUAGAGAUUAUUACGUUUGUAUUAUACACUUCUUUUAUAUGUUUUGUUUAUGUUUUUCUUGUAUAAUUAUCAUACCAUAAACAUCCAUUCAUUUAACAUUGUAUUUAUCCAUACUUUUAAGUCUCUAUAACGCUCAAAAUCAACGAAAAUUUUUCGUUAAGUAUUUCGUAAAAUAAAGUUAACACCUUAACAAUCAGUGUUCCUUAUAGCAAUAGCCAAAAUUUCAACGCUAGAUGUGGUAUGAUUACAUAGAUUUUUGUAGAUACAAAAUGCUCGUUUUUAUUUAUUUGUGGGCACAAUUAAUUCCCGCGAUUAUAUCUAUUCAUACGACACACGAACACCAUUUUAGUGUUCAUGUGUCGUAUGAAUAGAUAUGCAAAACAAACAUAAAAACGAGCAUUUUGUAUCUACAAACAUCUAUUUUACCAGACCACAUCUGGCGUUGAAAUUUCGACAAUUGCCAUAAGGAACACUGAUUUUUAAUUGGUUAAGUUUAUUUUACGAACAAUUGUACGAAAUUUUCGUUGAUUUUGAAUAGUAAUGUUACUUUUAUAGUUUACAACAUUUACCAUGAAUAACGUUUUUAUAAUAAAAAGAGUGCAUCCUUUA
This is a messenger RNA of Dreissena polymorpha, 1978 nucleotides long. RefSeq names its product matrix metalloproteinase-19-like. Gene Ontology annotation, molecular function: zinc ion binding; metalloendopeptidase activity. Lineage: Eukaryota; Metazoa; Mollusca; Bivalvia; Myida; Dreissenidae. The transcript has 10 exons. Gene Ontology annotation, biological process: proteolysis. The coding region runs from base 1 to 1164 and encodes 387 amino acids. Gene Ontology annotation, cellular component: extracellular matrix. The record is from RefSeq and is a predicted model, not a curated record.